Lindgomyces ingoldianus is the source of this 1304-nucleotide messenger RNA. RefSeq lists its product as uncharacterized. Gene Ontology annotation, biological process: DNA strand invasion; double-strand break repair via homologous recombination. The transcript is spliced from 2 exons. Gene Ontology annotation, molecular function: four-way junction DNA binding. The record is from RefSeq and is a predicted model, not a curated record. Bases 10 to 1218 code for a protein of 402 amino acids. Lineage: Eukaryota; Fungi; Ascomycota; Dothideomycetes; Pleosporales; Lindgomycetaceae. Gene Ontology annotation, cellular component: centrosome; Rad51B-Rad51C-Rad51D-XRCC2 complex; replication fork.
GUUGAAGAGAUGUGUGCGCAGAGAUUGGGAGAAAGGUUGCUGGGGGAGGUGACGGUUGAGGGUUUGGGCGAGUUACUGAGCUCUUUACGAUAUCUAAGUACUUUAGGAACGACGAUGUCGUAUUUUGGGAUCCCGGAACUCGAUGCUCUGCUACCCGAACAUCCACUAGCACCAGCCUCCCUCCCAGCACAACAACAACCCCAGUUAACACAAUCCCGCCAACCCAAUCCGUUUCCCCCAAACCUAGGCCCUCCUCCGCCGCCAGCACAGAACUCUCCCGUGCCAAAAAUUUCCGCCCCGAAAUGCCCUGGACCAAUCAUCGAGCUCAUUUCCCCACCACCAUCCCACCACCCCUCAGGUUCAGGGAAAACAUCGCUCAUCUAUCUAAUCACUGCUCUUGCUAUUCUCCCUCCAACCCUCUCUUCAGCGCAGUUGGGGGGUAAGAACGCUGCGAUCGUGCUCCUAGACCCGCUUUCCCACUUCUCAGUUUCACGGCUGGCGCAGGUUUGUAUUUCGCUCAUAUGUUCCAAAUUCCGGGAAGCUGAAGAGGUUACCGAUGGGAAUCGGCAAGGUGGGGUUGGGGUUGUUAAGAAUGAGGUGAAGCAAUGCGUAAAGAGAGCCUUAACCCACGUCCACAUCUUCCGACCACAAAGCUGGGAUUCGCUAAUGGAAAUGCUUGAGACUCUUCCGGAGUAUCUUUUUGACGGAGAAGGAUCCAAGCACCAGUCUAUAGGUCGGAGAAUUCAUGCUAUUAUUAUUGAGGGCGUUGAUGCGUUUUACUGGACGAUGAGGGCGGAUGCUGAGACAGUUAUACCCGAGUCGAAGACGAUGUCUGCGAACCCGAUAGCGAAAGUUGCGUCUGAAUCUUCCAAAUUUACCGCGGGUUUGGAGAAGCUGUCGCACAUGCUGUCCUGUGCCGUUAUAUUGUCUUCGCACUCAAUAACGAUGAUCCAUCCUUUCCGCACGCCAUUUCCAAUGUCCUGGCCGUCUGGGACGACGAGCACACGGCUUGCGGUGAGGAGGGUUGAUGUUAAUAAGUUUGCCCCGGCGAUUAGUGUAGAAGAGGCUGAGAUGGAGCGUCUGCAGCGGUGGGAGGUGGUUAGUCAAGGGCGAUUUGAGUGUUGGAGGGUUAAGCUAGGAGUUAGGGAUGGGGACGGCUUCGUGUUUAAAGCCGAAGUUGGUGGGGAUGGUGUGUGGGUUGAGCAGGAUGAUGGGUAAACUGUAAGAGAAAAGGGAUGCGUAGUUGAAAUUUGGGAGACAGUUUCUUUGAGAAUUUACAGCUUUUUGGCGUGAUUGUGGGAUGG